Molecule: messenger RNA, 1394 nt
Organism: Phytophthora sojae
Lineage: Eukaryota; Oomycota; Peronosporomycetes; Peronosporales; Peronosporaceae
Exons: 4
Coding region: 1-1380 (459 amino acids)
Biological process (GO): transmembrane transport
Cellular component (GO): membrane
Molecular function (GO): transmembrane transporter activity
Source: RefSeq, a predicted model, not a curated record
AUGCCGGGCUCUCACUCGCACCGCCAGAUGGGCAUCCUGUCCGUGGCGCUCAUCACUUACUUCAACGUCAGCGGCGGCCCGUGGGGCAGCGAGCCCGUGCUGGCAGCCUGCGGGCCCUUCGUGGGCAUCCUGGCCGUGAUGCUGUUCCCGUGGGUGUGGUGCCUGCCGCUGGCGCUCACGUUCGCCGAGCUGUUCACGGCGUUCCCGACCGACGGCAGCUUCUGCAAGUGGGUGGGCGUGGCGUUCGGCCGACCCAUGGGCUUCCAGGUCGGCUACUGGUCCUGGACCUCGGGCGUCAUCGACAACGCCAUCUACCCGUGCCUCAUCGUGGACACGCUGCUGGCGCUGCUGCAGGGCGACAAGGACGCGGCGGACGGCGCGGACGGCGUCGCCUGGAGCGUCUUCGCCAUGCGCGCGGCGUUCGCCGUGCUGUUCAUGCUACCCACGCUCACCAGCAUCAAGGUUGUGGGACAGACGCUGCUGGUCAUGGGGGUCAUGAUCUUCCUGCCGUUUGCAGUGCUGGUGACUUACGCCACGCCGCUGAUUCAACCAGCCAAUUGGUUUGUCAUCCGCAAGGACCGCGAUUGGGGAAGGUUGAUGAGUGCGUUGUACUGGAACUACAGUGGUUUUGAUGCUGCGGGGGCCUACGCGGGGGAGAUCCAGUCGCCCAAGACGACGUACCCGAGGGCGAUGGUGCUGACGGUGGUGAUGAUUGCAUUCACGUAUAUCAUCCCGUUCAUUGCCAUUUCGGGGGCGGACAUGCCGCACUACACGACUUGGGACGACGGCUCGUACUCGGUGAUCGCGCAGCAGAUUGGCGGCACGUGGCUCUGCAUCUGGGUGCUGAUCUCGUCGGUGUUUGGCAACCUGGGGCUUUACGUCGCGGAGAUGGCAAAGGACGGCUUCCAGCUUGCUGGUAUGGCUGACUCAGGCUUGGCUCCACCCUACUUCGCCCAACGUCACCCGGACACUGGUGUCCCGCGACGAGCAAUCCUGCUGGCGUUCUUCAUCAUCGUGUUCAUGGGCAUGUUCGACUUUGACACGAUUCUGGGGGUCGACAACUUCCUGUCGGCGCUGUCGUCGCUCGUGGAGAUGAGUGCUGCUGUGCGUAUGCGCUUCUCGCACCCCGAGAUCGAACGACCAUACCGCGUGAACCUGUCGGACCGCUCGUUGGUUGUAGCCAUGCUGCUGCCUUUCACGCUGGGCGUGUUCAUCAUGAUCAACGAGCUGACCAAGUCCUGGACCAGCUUCUCGCUCAACGUGAUCGCGCUGGCGUUUGGCUACAUCGUGCAAAAGUACAUCGAGCGCCACCCCUACCACAAGUACCAAGAGAUCAUCGGCGCGCCGCUGCACCUGACCGAUCUCUCUGAGGAACUCUAGCUAGACCCGUCUCC